AUGUUUUUUAAAUCCCUUUCAAAUAUAGUUAAACCACGAAAACAAAUAACCACAGCAAUUCAAAGAAGCUACUUUUCCGAUAAUGGAAAGAUUGUGAUACCGCGACAUGGAACUACGAUAUUAUGCGUACGCAAAAACAAUGAAGUGUGUUUAAUCGGUGAUGGUAUGGUUUCCCAAGGAACAAUGAUAGUUAAAGGAAACGCAAAAAAAAUAAGAAGGCUAAAAGAUAACAUUUUAAUGGGAUUCGCAGGCGCUACAGCAGAUUGUUUUACCUUAUUAGAUAAAUUCGAAACAAAAAUUGACGAAUAUCCAAAUCAACUUCUGAGAAGCUGUGUUGAACUAGCAAAAUUGUGGAGAACUGAUAGAUAUUUACGACAUUUGGAAGCAGUAUUAAUAGUGGCUGACAAGGACACUUUAUUAGAGGUAACCGGAAAUGGUGACGUUUUAGAACCAUCUGGAAAUGUUUUAGGGACAGGAUCAGGCGGCCCAUAUGCAAUAGCAGCCGCAAGAGCUUUAUACGAUAUCGAAAAUUUAUCUGCUAAGGAUAUUGCUUAUAAAGCUAUGAAUAUUGCCGCUGAUAUGUGCUGUCACACGAAUCAUAACUUUAUAUGCGAAACAUUGUAG
Molecule: messenger RNA, 624 nt
Organism: Plasmodium vinckei vinckei
Lineage: Eukaryota; Apicomplexa; Aconoidasida; Haemosporida; Plasmodiidae
Product: ATP-dependent protease subunit ClpQ, putative
Exons: 5
Coding region: 1-624 (207 amino acids)
Cellular component (GO): proteasome core complex; HslUV protease complex
Molecular function (GO): threonine-type endopeptidase activity
Source: RefSeq, a predicted model, not a curated record